Messenger RNA from Fusarium verticillioides 7600, 1254 nucleotides. RefSeq lists its product as hypothetical. Lineage: Eukaryota; Fungi; Ascomycota; Sordariomycetes; Hypocreales; Nectriaceae. The record is from RefSeq and is a predicted model, not a curated record. The coding region runs from base 138 to 1031 and encodes 297 amino acids. The transcript has 3 exons. Gene Ontology annotation, cellular component: mitochondrion.
GGGGCACCCCCAGCGUCCGGAGUUUGGCCGAUUCACCCUGAGCUGGGUCAUGUCUGUGAAGAUUCAGACGAGAAGUGACGAAACCCGAAGAUUUCUUUGUUGCCAGAUUCUAGACUCGAGUCUCCCCCUCGCUCAUUAUGGCAACACGAAAGUGCCUGAGCCCGCUCAUAAAGGCACCAAAGUCAAUUGCCAACUCCAUCUGUCAUCAAUGUCAACGAUCUUUCGUGACGACACCUACUCAAUUGGCUGGUCACAACAAGUGGUCUAAGACAAAACACAUCAAAGCUGUAACUGAUAAGAAGAAGAUGACUGAGAGAUCUAAUUUCACUAAGACGAUUGCUAUGUAUUCAAGAAUGUAUGGAGAUGAUGUCAAAUUCAACCCUCAACUGGCCACUGCAAUAAACGCUGCAACAAAAGCAAGUAUACCAAAGAACUUAAUCGAGGGCGCAAUUGCACGAGGUCAAGGUCGUUCAGCCACAGGUGCACAGCUCGAGUCUAUGUCUCUGGAGGUCCUCAUGCCCCCUGAUAUCGCGAUGGUCAUCGAUGCUGAGACAGACAAUAAGACUCGGACCCUUCAUGACCUGCGCCUCGUGGUGAAGAAGGCCGGCGGAGUGGUUGGUUCAACAACCUUCUACUUUACAAGACGUGGUAGAGCCGUUUUCAAAGCCAAGGAGUGCGGACCGUCACUCUCAGAUGUUCUGGACGAGGCGAUUGAGCACGAGGGGAUGGAAGAUGUUGAGGAACUGCCAGAAGGUGACUUCUUGGCUUGGACCCAGCCAAACACGUUAGCAGCCAUCACCGAGGCCCUGUCCAAGAAGUUUGAGCUUGAGAUUCUCGACGCAGACAUUGUAUGGGCACCGAAUGAGGACACAAAAGUCAGCAUUGAUACAACAGAGCAAGCAGAUGCUCUCGACAUGCUCUUCAACGGACUCAAGGAAUAUCCGGAGGUCAGAGCCAUUUAUGCCAAUGUGCGCCAGGGAGCUGUAGGGGACGCAGAGUGGGACAAGGUUGAAAGAAACCUGGAUGUAUAGAACAUAGAACAUCGACGAGUUCUUAACAAAGAUGCUGUAUUUUGCCCAUGCCAACAGAGGGGGAAUAUUUCCAGUACCUUCCAAACGCCAUGAAUACAUCGAUAAUGCUGUCUUUGCCGAACCCUCUGGCUAAUAAUGUACAUGCUUGAAUCCGAUUCGCUGGGCUUCAAGAAUCGGACUGGCCAUUCUCGGGCUGCUGUGCUGCUCUUUUGCGUUCCUCCUC